CAAAUGUCAGAAAAAUUUGUGAACAAUUUUCCGUAAAUUUAAGGAAUUGCGAGGGUCACCACGAUUCCGGUCGGAAGCGUAGGCCACUGUCGGAUAGUUAGAACGUGCCUCUUUACAGUUUGUGUUGCGCCCAGUGUGAGAGCGAUCGUCAUGUCGUCGCACGAUGUCGUGGCUUUGAACUUUCACGAAUCGUGCCUCCGGAUGUCGGAUAUCGAUCUUCUGAAGGGACCGUACUGGCUAAACGACCAGCUCAUUUCGUUCUACUUCGAAUACCUGGAAAAGCGGGUGUUUGAAAACGAGUCCGACCUGCUUUUCGUCAGCCCGGAGGUUACGCAGUGCAUCCGGAUGGUGUCGCAGGAGGAGGUUUCCAUCUUCCUGGGCCCGCUGCGAGCGGCCGAGCGAGCGUUUGUGUUUUUUGCCCUCAACGACAACGAUCGGGCUGACCGGGCCGGCGGUACCCACUGGAGCCUGCUGGUGUUUUCGCGCCCCGAGCAAACCUUCUACCACUUCGAUUCGUCGCGCAACGCCAACGGAGAGUAUGCCCGCGGCUUGGUGGCGAUUCUGAAGCGUGCCCUCUGCUGUCCGGAAGCUGCGAUGCGAACGGGGGAUUGCCUGCAGCAGAGUAACGGAUACGAUUGUGGCAUACACGUGCUGUGCACGGUAGAUGCCGUUACGAGACAGAUUCGCAAAAGUGGAUGCGUCGUGGGCGUCCGCAGUGCCCGGUACGAUGUGAUACGCGCCAAGCGAGAGGAACUGUUGGCCACAAUCACCGAGCUUGGCGGACGAACUCACUAGCGGUGCGGAUCUCUCUUGGCGUGGCCCACCCCGAGUCGACCGUGCCUGGACACACUAAAGAAAUCUUCAAAAUUCUUAGAUUGAUAGAUCCCUGGUGGCUCCUCUCUUUAUUGUACUCCAAUCGGAUUAUAAAUGGUUCGGUGUGUAUGGUUCGCUUGUCUAUCCCGUGUAUAAAAUAUCUUAGCGUAUUUUAGUAAAAAAAGAAACGAGAAAAAUACAUCUACCUA
Messenger RNA from Anopheles bellator, 1022 nucleotides. RefSeq names its product sentrin-specific protease 8 (gene Den1). Gene Ontology annotation, molecular function: cysteine-type peptidase activity; deNEDDylase activity. The record is from RefSeq and is a predicted model, not a curated record. The transcript has a single exon. NCBI's taxonomy places the organism in Eukaryota, Metazoa, Arthropoda, Insecta, Diptera, Culicidae. Gene Ontology annotation, biological process: proteolysis. Bases 151 to 795 code for a protein of 214 amino acids.